AUGCCAUUCCUUAACAUAAACCAGCAGAUCUCUAUCUGGUUUAUGGACGAAGGCCUGCGAAAUGCCCCGCCUAUUCUUCUCGUUCCCGGCCUGACCUGUGAUCUUCACGACUGGUCUUGGCAGGUGAAAUUCCUUCUCGAACUUGGAUUCCGUGUGGUCUCCUUCGAUAUUCGUGGCCAAGGCCGCUCUUCUGCGCCGGCGCCGACCCCGGGCAUCACCUCAUGGCCCGGUCCGAACGCUGAUCCCUCCAUCAUUGACUAUUUCCCUGAGACACGCACCUACGACAUCAUUGCUCUGCUAGAACAUCUUUCCAUAACGUCUACAAUCGUUAUGUCGCAUUCCCAGGGAUCUAUGGAAAGCUACUAUCUUGCCACAGUGCGGCCAGACCUCGUACGUGCCCUUGUUAGCUUGGACCCCAUUCACCGAUUCGACCACGCCUUCCGUGGUGCCAAUGUAUCGUACUUCAACCUCCCAAGUGAUACUAUCUCCAAAAUGAUCACUUACUUUGAGUGGUCCUACUCGGAGGGAAACCCGGAAUGGCAGAAGACGUGGCAUAAACGUCGCGCCAGGGAAAUGGACGAACAGGUCAUGUAUGCGAUGUCUUGGGGCGGCUGGGGGGGUAUGAACUGCCUUGGUCGUAAGGAAGUUGCCAUUUCUCAGUUUAGCGGGAAGCUGAAGUGUCCACGGUUGACUUUUGGGUCCCACGAAGAUGCCGUUGCUGUUGAUCGACACGAUAUAGCUAAGGGAAGUGAGCUGGAUGAAUGCGUUGUGAUUGAUGGCAACGGCCACUGGUUCCACCAGUUGGCCAGUGAGAAGUUCAAUGACAUCCUGAAAGCUUGGCUUGGGAAGAUUGGGGCUCUGCCGGUCGAGAAAGAAUAA
This is a messenger RNA of Trichoderma harzianum CBS 226.95, 879 nucleotides long. RefSeq lists its product as hypothetical. The coding region runs from base 1 to 879 and encodes 292 amino acids. The transcript has a single exon. The record is from RefSeq and is a predicted model, not a curated record. NCBI's taxonomy places the organism in Eukaryota, Fungi, Ascomycota, Sordariomycetes, Hypocreales, Hypocreaceae.